Cylicocyclus nassatus is the source of this 662-nucleotide messenger RNA. NCBI's taxonomy places the organism in Eukaryota, Metazoa, Nematoda, Chromadorea, Rhabditida, Strongylidae. The record is from the annotation of a GenBank genome assembly.
CGAGUUGAAUUUUCGUAAUUUCUCUGGGACUAUUGCUAAAAUUUGAUUGAAAAGAUUUUUUGUCGGCUGUGCAACAAUUGAAUGGCGGGGAGCAACCAAAGUGAAGGUGAUGAAAAACUGAACGAGUUGUUGAAGCAACGAGAGGAUGUGGAGAAUGUACUCCAGCUUCUCGAAGACCAGUUGUAUAAGUUUGAAGGAGAACUGCUCAGCACUUCGUUUUAUGGAAGUGUUCUCAGUGGUUGGGAUCGUUCAGCAAUGUCAGUUACACCAUCCAAAGCAACUCCAGAAAUGUUGAAUCGAAAAAUAAAGGACGAUGAGCGUCUCAUGUCUCGUUCAUCAAUACCUUUUACGAGGAGACAACGCCGAGAAGCAGCGGAUCAGGAAAAUCGCAACCGUGGUAGAUUAUCUAGGGAGAACAAUAUGUCUUCCGACAGUACUGGUGACACCAAGCGCAAAAGAACAUCGUCGCCAGUUGCGCUUUCGACCGAAACGCGGCACAGACUUUCUGACGAGAAGAAGUAAGAAGCCGAAUUUUAUAGUUAACUAUAUCAUAUCCUGUCUAAAGAGAAAGACUAGCUUUUUUGCUUUACUUUUAGUAAUAAUUUUGGUAUGAAUAAUCUAUUCUUGCUGAAUCAGUGAUAAGUUGGGUUUAAUGGUGAGAG